This is a messenger RNA of Protobothrops mucrosquamatus (brown spotted pit viper), 2716 nucleotides long. RefSeq names its product rabaptin, RAB GTPase binding effector protein 1 (gene RABEP1). The coding region runs from base 48 to 2639 and encodes 863 amino acids. Gene Ontology annotation, cellular component: endosome; endocytic vesicle. Lineage: Eukaryota; Metazoa; Chordata; Lepidosauria; Squamata; Viperidae. Gene Ontology annotation, molecular function: growth factor activity; GTPase activator activity. Gene Ontology annotation, biological process: Golgi to plasma membrane transport; endocytosis. The record is from RefSeq and is a predicted model, not a curated record. The transcript is spliced from 18 exons.
ACGUAGCGGACCCGGCCUCGGCGUGACGGGGACGAGCUGGCUCAGUCAUGGCCCAGCCCGGGGAGACCCCGGCUUCGGAGUCGACAGAGGCUCUUCUUCAACGAGUAGCUGAACUAGAGAAAGUCAAUGCUGAAUUUCUACGUACAAAACAGCAUCUCGAGCAAGAAUUUAAUCAAAAGAGAGCCAAGUUUAAAGAACUGUAUCUAGCUAAAGAAGUGGAUCUGAAGAGGCAAAAUGCAGAAUUGCAGGCAGCACAUGAUGAUCUGGAGAAAUUACAAAAGCAGCUCAUGGAAGCACAAGCUGAAAUGGAGAACAUCAAAGCCAUUGCUACAGUGUCUGAAAAUACUAAACAGGAAGCUAUUGAUGAUGUAAAGAAACAAUGGCAGGAAGAUGUUGCCUCUCUGCAGGCUAUAAUGAAAGAAACUGUCCGUGAAUAUGAAGGCCAGUUUCAUCACAGGCUGGAACAAGAGCGAUCUCAGUGGAAUCAGUAUCGAGAGAAUGUCGAACGGGAAAUAGCAGAGCUGAGAAGGCGACUUUCAGAAGGUCAAGAAGAGGAAAACUUGGAGAAUGAAAUGAAGAAGGCUCAAGAAGAUGCAGAAAAACUUCGUUCGGUUGUGAUGCCCAUGGAGAAGGAGAUUGCAACUUUAAAGGAUAAACUGACUGAGGCUGAAGAAAGAAUAAAAGAGCUGGAAGCUUCAAAGGUUAAAGAACUGAAUCACUACUUGGAAGCUGAGAAAUCCUGUAGGACAGAUCUAGAAAUGUACGUGGCCGUUUUGAAUACUCAAAAGUCAGUUCUGCAAGAAGACGCAGAAAAAUUACGGAAAGAACUUCAUGAAGUAUGCCAUCUACUAGAGCAGGAAAGGCAACAGCAUAAUCAGCUCAAACACACGUGGCAGAAGGCCAAUGACCAAUUCUUGGAGUCACAGCGUUUAUUGAUGAGGGACAUGCAGUGGAUGGAGAUGGUGCUGACCUCAGAACAGCUACGGCAAGUUGAAGAACUAAAGAAAAAAGACCAGGAGGACGAAGAGCAAAGAAGACUUCAUAAAAGGAAAGGAAAGAAGGAGAAAGGCACUGACGAUGAAUCAAAUGUACCGGUAAUAUUUUCUACAGUUCAUGAAGAAGCGCUUCCAUCAUUCCCUGGUGAAGAGGUGCACAUCAACAGCACUCAUGGUUCAGCCCACUCGCUUGACACAGAUGCGUUGCUGUCUUCAGGAGAGUCUCUCAAGUCGGACAAUGACAUGUUUAAAGAGGGACUGCGUAGAGCUCAGUCAACAGACAGUUUGGGAACAUCGGGAUCUUUACAAGCCAAAAGUCUGGGCUACAACAAUAAAGCCAAAUCAGCUGGGAACCUUGAUGAAUCUGACUUUGGGCCAUUGGUUGGGGCAGACUCUAUAUCAGAGAACUUUGACACUGCCUCCCUGGGCUCUCUGCAAAUGCCUGGUGGGUUUAUGCUAACCAAAGACCAGGAAAAAGCAAUCACAGCAAUGACACCAGAGCAGGAGGAAACAGCAUCCCUUCUCUCCAGCAUCACACAGAGUGUAGAAAAUGCUUAUGUGUCUCCUAAUGGUUACCGUUUAGUUAGUGAAACAGAAUGGAAUCUGCUUCAGAAAGAGGUGCAAAAUGCUGGGAACAAGCUGGGAAGGCGCUGUGAUAUGUGUUCAAAUUAUGAAAAACAGUUGCAAGGUAUCCAGAUUCAAGAGGCUGAAACAAGGGAUCAGGUGAAAAAACUUCAGAUGAUGUUGAGGCAGGCCAACGAUCAGCUAGAAAAAACAAUACAAGAGAAACAGGAGCUGGAGGAAUUUAUGAAACAAAGUAGUGAAGACUCAGUAAAUCAGAUCUCAUCACUUACUGCUAGAGUUCAGGAAUCUGAUGUCUUACUUAGUGAAUUACAGCAGGCAUUUUGUCAAGCUAAAAGAAAUGUCCAAGAUCAAAUGGCUGUCCUGAUGCAGUCACGAGAGCUUGUUUCAGAGGAAUUGGAGAGGCUCCAGAAAGACAACGAAAGCCUUCAAGGAAAACAUUGUCUGCAUGUGUCUUUACAACAAGCUGAGGAUUUUAUCCUUCCAGAAACUGGAGAGGAACUCCGCGAACUGGUCCUCAAGUAUCGUGAAGACAUUAUUAGUGUACGAACUGCGGCCGAUCAUCUGGAAGAAAAACUGAAGGCAGAAAUUUUAUUUUUAAAAGAACAGAUUCAAGCUGAACAAUGUUUAAAAGAGAACAUAGAAGAGACUCUGCAGCUAGAAAUAGAGAAUUGCAAAGAGGAAAUAGCUGCUGCAUCCAGUCUAAAAACAGAAUUGGAGCAAAUAAGAGUUGAUAAAGGGCAGUUGGAAUCUUCCUUGAAAGAAAAGAUGCAGCAAUUAGAAAAUUUUGAGGAAAGGGAAAAUGGUCUCGAAGAACAGCUGAAGAAGGAAGUUGCCACAAAGGCUAACUUAGAACACAUGGUGUUCGAGGAGAAGAACAAAGCUCAACGGCUUCAGACAGAAUUGGAUGUCAGUGAGCAAGUACAGAGAGACUUUGUUAAGCUUUCUCAGACCCUUCAGGUCCAAUUGGAACGGAUCCGGCAGGCAGAUUCCCUGGAGAGAAUUCGUGCAAUCCUCAAUGAUACAAAACUGACUGACAUUAAUCAGCUACCUGAAACAUGACAGCCUCAGUGGUAGAGCUGCAAAGCUACAUUUUUUUUAAAACCUUCCUCUUUAUAGCGAAACCUUUAAUAAUUAUU